UUCCUCGAUUGCAGAUUUUGCCCUUUGGACCACAAAUGACCUAAUAAACUCAUGAUUUAUCCGCAUUUAACUUUAGUCAAUCAAUUGGAAGGAAAACAUAUGAAGUAGAUAACCCAGUGAACCCUUUUAAAUGGCUGUAAAAUGCGUAGAGUCUGACCAGUGGCUCUGUGACUGAGAGUGAUAGUAGAGAGCUGUAUGGCACCAAUCAACACGGGACAAGUCAUAGUUGUGAUUCAAAUGAAUGAGAGGUCGUUGUGGAACUGAGUGAAGACAUAAAGUAUUCUCAGAACAGCACUGUGGAGUGUGAUUGGAGAAAACCAGGAUAAACAGCAAAUGUCACUGGAAGCUACUUUCUGGGAGGUGUGAUAAUAUGGGUGAUAGUUUGCAGUAGAAGUUUGUCUGUGUGGGACGGACAUCGAGACAAUGCCAACUAAAGUUCGCUUUACUCGACUGAAUCAGGACGACAACAUGGAAGAAAGCGUAAGAAUCGAAUACAACAAUGCACAACAAAAGGCCGAUAUAUCGUCCGAUGAAGAGGAGGAGGAUGUUUUUGUCCAGGAGCAAAAUGGCGGGGAUUUGGCAUCGACUAAACCACUAAUGCAUCCAAGGAAACAGCGAACCAAAGUCCGUGUUCACCGAGGCCGUCCUUGUAAAAUGAUCAUCAGGCCGAUUUUAGUCAGCGUGGUAUCGCUGGUCAUAAUAGCAGGUCUGGUGCUCUUCAUCGUUUAUCUUGUUGAGUCGUUUACUAAUCACUGGAAGUUUAGUCCGUUGUUCCGAUCCGGGGGUCCGCCGGCCAACAAGUCUGAGACUGUGAUUGGUUGUUCGCACAUUGAGGUGGAGGACGUUUGGGUACAUGGCAUCCCUAAGAUGAUCACCGAGUCUUCAAUACGACUCGUGGAUGUUAAUGAGGAUGGUGUACUGGAUGUUAUCAUUGGCUUUGGGACAGGUGCUGAUGGUUACAACAUCCCAGACAUUGUAUGUGAUAUCUACUUCAACGGGAGUAAGCCGUGUUUUGGUGGCCUGCUCUGUUUAGACGGGAAGACCGGCGCGGAGCUGUGGCGACAUUAUGCCGACCAUGAAAUGUUUGGUAUACAAUGUAGUGUUGAUUUUGAUAGUGAUGGUGUCAAAGACUGUCUUGGUGGUGGUCGUGCAGGGGUGUUAGAACUCGUUAGCGGCAAGAAGGGGAAAAUGUUGUGGAAGUUUGAUACCCAGCCGGGGAAAGAUAGCAUUAUGAAUGUGUACACGUCACAGCCAAUCAAAGACUACGACGGCGACGGUGUACCAGAGGUGCUGGUGUUACACGGCGGGGACCCAAUCAGAGCGCCAGGUAGCAAAGAAGAACGAUUUGGUCGUCUUAUGAUCUUCAGUGGUAAAGAUGGAAACGUUUUACGGUGGGAGACAGUUCCUGACGGCCAUGAGUCGUACUACUCCCCCCAGCUUCACACACUGCGCGAUGGGUCAGAAGUGGUCUUGUUUGGUACAGGAGGUGAGACGCAUGGGGGCAGCUUCUGGUAUGUGCUCCUUGAUGAUCUCUAUAAGGGAGACCUAAAGACCAAGGCUCGCUCCAUCCUCCACGAUGACUUCAAGGGCUUCAUGACGCCUCCAGCUCUGGUCGACCUGAAUCGUGACGGGGUAGAAGACAUCAUCAUUGUCGCUUUCAACUCGACAGUUAUUGCUCUUGAUGGGCAGACAUUCAAAACCAUGUGGAAGUACCAUGUGCCAAGCUCAGAGUCAUACAACACGCCUGCAGUUGGAUAUUUCAAUGAUGAUGACAUACCAGACUUCAUGGUCCAUUUCUCCAUCGGGCCGGGUUUUCCUAUCUACUAUUAUUCAGAGACUUUCGUGUUAGAUGGUAAGACUGGCCAACCACUGACCGACCCCGUAAAAGACUCGGUGGGAGCACAGUCGUCCCCAUUGGCCAUCAGCGUCGAGGGUCACGGCAAUGAUAUCUUCCUCUACUGGAUUGCUGACUGCAAGGGCCACGAGGGCCAAGGCGGAGAAUACUAUUUCCUCAAUGGCACAAAUGUCCAUGAACAGAGUCGGUCUGACUUCUGCAAGUUGCGCUUUAAGUCAGAGGGAUACAGUCAAUACAAAGCCAUUAACCGGCACAUGCAGUUACCAGGGAAAGAUGUUUAUAAUUCUGCCGAGAGAAGCGUGGUUGAGAGAGCAUCAUGGGUAAAUACAACGGAAGAAGGCCUUCAGUUUAUCCAGCGUCAUCCACAAUAUCUGGAUGAUUAUGUGAAGUCACAGACGGACGCUGACGAGGAUGAAAAACAGAAGCCGUAUUUCAAGGUCAUGAAUCCAAAGCACCAAGACCCAGACUAUGACGAUGAGUUCUCAUCUGUUAAAGAUCUCUUAAAGGGUAUCAUGGACCGUGAGGGUGACCGGCGGCCAACACAGUCAAACAUUGGUCUGGGCACAUCGCCACCUGGUGGUGGGCAGAGACGAUACAUGAAUACCGAGGCUGGGCGUAACCCUUUAUCUUCAAUCUCGCCUGGCAUCAGCCGCCCACUGAAAGAAAACAAUAAUAACUGGCGCCGUAGACCAAUUAAUCGUCAUCCACCUAUUGGAUCAAUUCAGAAGCGCAGUUUGAAUUCUGCGUCUGCUUAUAAGGAUGAUGUGUCGGAGCAUGCAAAAGAGGCAUUGGAUGCAAACUCCAUGCCGUAUAUUCAGAAGCCUAAGACAGAGGAGGAGAAGAAGGAAAGUUUACGAUUGUUUGCGGAACGGAUGGAUAAAUUGCGAGAACAGUUGGCAAGUACUGAGCCUAUCUCGGAGGAGGAUUUGAUGGAGUAUAAUAACGCGCAGAAGGGGAAGUACUCGUAUGCAAGCGCGAGAUGGGGUGUUGAUGAUGGGAAUUCAGCACGUCUGAAUAAAAAACAUCGGAAUAAGGUUAAAAAUCAUAGAAAAAACAAUGGUGUACAGGAUAUAGAAGAAUCGGAAGAACUUAUUGAUGAUGUUGAUAAUAAAAAUAUCAAUUCAGCCAAACAAUCGCGCCGUAAAAACAGAAAAAAUCGGCGAAGAAAAAAAUUACGCAAACAUCGACGGGGUAAAAAUAAUCGUCAUCGUGAUUCUCGGACAUUAAGUGAUUCUGAUGUUGAUGAGCAUCGGAAACAUAAGCGGCAUGCGGGGGUGAGGGAGGAGGUGUUAGAUAUUGAGAUUAGGGAUAAUAUUGAUGAAUUCCUUGACGGGGAGCAGACCAAGAUGGAGGCACAGAUGAGGAAGAAGCGUCAUGUUGGUCCGCACGAUCAGGAGGGACUGCAGAGACUGCUGUCGACGGGUACGAUAGCGCCCACCCUGCUGGACACCAACCACCCUGACUAUCACCAGUCGGUCGAUGUGAUAUUCGCCACGUAUUGGUUCUUUCCUGCCAAGACUCAGACCCUGCUUCCCAAGGAUAAGAAAUGCGUGGAGGAGUUCAUGAAGCAGGAGACAAUACGAUUUAGCCCCAAGAGUAAAUAUUAUGGGAUGGAUCACGAUGCAUAUGGCCAUGCUGCCGUACACGAGUGCUUGGAGAAAAGUGACCACAAACUUCCAGAUAACGGCACCUAUGAGAGUCAAACAUCAUUUAACCCGUUCAAUGUCCAUAUGGGCCAGAUGACAAUAUAUAGGAUUCGACUAGUCUGUACAUGCAAGGGAGACAAGAAGAUAGAAAAACAAUACACUCGCUGCUCGCGGAUUCUGCCUCAUGAUCAGCAGCAGUGGUCAGGGUACAUGGGUAGCUAUGGCAACAGCCACUGGAAACCAAGGAGAGAACAACCUAAUGCCGGUGUACGAUAGUCAUACACUAAGACAGGAAUUUUUUUGUCCGUUAUUCAGAUUGAAAUGGAAAUGGUUUUGCACACCUUGGCUGUUUACAUGGCGAAGAGAGCUAGUUUAGUCGUCAGCUGAUGUCCGAUGGAUGAAGACAUCAUCCUAAAAUUGUAAAUUCAGCCAAAACAGCCCAAGUGUACAAAAUAAUAUCCUUUUCCUAAAGAAUGAGGAGGCAGUCCGCUUACUCCAAUAAUAUAUUAGUGUGUAUAUAGUCGUGAAACUCAAUGUGAUAAAUCUCUAUCGCAGAGACGUGCAAUUUAUCGAAGUCGAUUAGAAUCACUUGCCGGUUCAGACAUAUUAAAAUGCUGCAAUGAUUAAUGUACGUCUGUGUGAUAAAAAUCGCAAUGAGCCUGUGGUGCAUUUUAUUGCAUUGUUAUAUGAGUCUGAAUAAAUCCAAAGAGAUUACUCAGUCUGGAAUCCUGCAUUAGGGGAAGAUUUUCUCUUACCCCUGGCGGUUAGGUUUUCUCACCUGAAAUUUUCUACUGUACUCUACAAUCUUCUCAGCAGACUGAACCCCAGCAGAAGUCACAUGACGUUAACACAACGAUCUUCAGUGGGCUGCAGAAGAUUGUAGUGUAGUCGAAAAAUUUGAGGUGAGAAACCUUACUACCUUUGGAGAGAGAAAAUCUUCCUGGUAUUGUGCAAACCAGCAAAAUUUUCGUGGGUGUUCGCCUAUUUUGCAACUUAUAUCAAUUUCUAAAAAUUGAAAAUUUCUAAAAAUUGAAAAAUUGAAAACGUGAAAAAAGUUUUGGUCCGAGAAACGAAAUUAUGAUACACCGAAAUGGAAAUUGUGAAAAUAUAUUUUUCUGAAAUUUUCGAGCCUCGCAAAAAUAAGGAGCAUGAAAAUUAUGUGGUUUACGUUAUAAUUAUGAACCAGUAGACAUGAAGAACUAUAUAAGGUGUGUUGAAUUUGAAUGGACCAAAAAAUUUAUUCAAAGUAUUUUGUACCAAGAUCGAUGUCUGGGAUGUCAAGGUUGAAAGUUGGGCUCGACCAGGAAAAUGGGUUCUUGGUGUUGAAAUUUACCAGAGUUUUUGUUGGAUCACAAAUGUAAUACAAAUUUAAUAAUAUGUUGAUGUCAUACAUGUAGUUUCAUGCCUGAUAUAAAUUUUAGGACUGAUGCUAGGCCUCCCAGUGACAGGUUCUGGACUUGAACUGUUAGUCGGUGAUGGCCAAAUGUCUAGUCGGUAUAUUUUUGUUAUAACUAACAAGGUUCAUCUGUAAUUGUUUAAUUCUAGCCAUAUCUUAUUUUUAAUUACCUUAUUUUACACAUCAUGUAAUUUAUAAGUGCAAUAUCAUAUCAAGUGAUGCGAAUCAAAUGUUUGUCAGCAGUGUUCUCCACGAGGCCAUUUGUCAGGGUGGCCCACCCUACCUUGGCAGCUUACCACCCUACCUUGGAAGAGCAACCCUACCUUUGCUCUAGUAGGGUUUCUAUAGGGCCACCCUACCUUUAAUUGCUGGCCACCCUACCUUGUGUUGCACACUGGCAAGCCUUCAUGAAUAUCGAGGGUACCACCCUUCCUUGAGAAAACCCUGUGGAGAACUCUGAGCCUGUGUACAGUGCUUGCAAUGAUGUAGUCUAUUCAUACACUUAAUACUCCCUCAAUAGUCUUAGUUCCACCUAUCCAAAAUCCCCUGGGUUUUUCGACACCCGUGUCUUUGCCGUGUGUGAGAAAACCCCUGCGAGCGCUUCCACCUAUAAAAUCAGCAUAAGAUAUUGUUAGUCGAUCCGGCGACAGGUACCGCUGCAGUUAGUACCUCUCCUGUGUUUUGUGAAUGUUGGAGGUUAGAAAGUGUGUAUCACGCAUGCACCGUAGGGACAGCAAUUACAGAAAUCGAAUGCGCCAUCUGUCGACGUACUAAGGAACUACAGAUUGCCGUGUUUCUUGCUCUUCCAUCUAUUAGAAAUCCCGUGUCAAACCAGUGUUUAAAUUAGCCCCAUCGAGCUCGAUGGGGUUAAUAGACACAGGGUUUUCACACACGGGUCUAUUUAAGCAUGGCAAUUCAAAGGUGGAAGAGCAAAAAACACAGGGAUUUACUAGGUGGAAGCGUAACUAAUGUCCAACGCCAAUCGAAAUCAAUUGUUUCACCGUGUAUAGUACUCUGAUUCAGAUGAUGGCAUCCUACUUGUGAUCAGGAGCGGUCGCAGUUUUCUGACGCGGUUAUCCGUCGGGAUACUGCCUUGAUGGCCUCAUACUGAACUUCCAGCCGUAUUACCUCCGUAGCCUCCGCCCAUACCAUUGAAGAAAUACGUGCCAUUUUCCUGUUUUUCACGCACCUCACUUUCCAGUGCACCUCACCCAAAUCUGAUCUGAUUUUACCGUAUGCAGUGUACACUAUCUGUGUACGGUAUAUAAAGCAGCAUAUAUGGUGAACCCAAUUUUCGAUCACACAGAACUCACUUUCCAUGACAACUGCGCUGUGAAUACGAAAAUGGAUAGGGCCUGUAAAAGGCUUCCAUUCAAAAACUUGCAUGAGAUUUGAAGAUGCAUUAUUGCUUUGAUACUGACUGAAGCGUGCAAUGGCCAAUGCAUUGAUCCUAUGAAAUUCACUUCAAUAGUAUCUGUAUGUCAGUCUACACAAUGGCACUGUUGGAACUUUUAUAUUAAGUGCUAUAUUUAACAAAUGGUAAUUUUCAAAUUCCUUUCAAGGGCCUUUAACCCUAUCCGUGUGGAAUUUUCAAAGUUCUAGUGUCCAGCUUAACUGGCGGGAUUAGUGAUGCACCGGUGACGCGCUUAUCUCUCUGUUUCAUGUGUACUACAUGCGCCAUGCUGGGUGGCGCGUCAACGGCAGGCCAAUGACGCGAACAAAGGGAUGUCAAUUGUGAUUUGGACUGUAGCUACAUGAACCUGCCAUGUAAAGUUUUCGAACUUCUGAUCCAACUUGCAGAGAAUCGUGUGCUUAGAGGCAGGUCUCCCAAUUUUUCUGACAUGGCCUAUUAACCUAGGAAGGGCCUUGGGGAAUGUGUAUCUGACAAUUCUCAUGGCCUUCCAUCUAAAGCUUAUCAAGGAGUGUUUAAUUUACUUCUGUAUGUUUGGUUUUAUCAUGAUAGUACAUGUUAUUAUUCUAGAGUAGUACACGGCUAACGAAGUUGGGAGACCUACUUGUUUCUCAUCAAGUUGGGAAACGGAUGUACAUGUAAGUGUUGUUGUCUUUUGUGACUGUUUCAUAAUACCAUGAUUGUGAUUAUUUAAUUUAUCUAUCUAUAAAAAGUGUGCUUGUUAUUUAAACGAUACUCAUGUAUAAAAAGAUUUAUUUCAAUCGAAUUAUUUUACAUAUCAUGAUGAUUAUUAUCAUAUAUUUGUGCAUUUAUUGAUAUCGUGCAAUGAUUUAAGACUUUUCUUUCCAAUGUGGUGCAUCUGUUAUUUUACUUAUAAUGAUAAUGCUUUCCUGUCCUAUAGCUUCUUGUAUACUGUCAUAUUUGACAGACAGGGGACUUUAAUACUUAAUGCCAAAAAAACUAGAUGCAGUCCAUGUGCAAGUGAUGACUGUUCUGGCUGAGGAAUUGAUAUCGAACUGGGGGAAUUGGUUGCCUCACCAAAACCGCGAGGAUGGUGCCAAGGGUGAGACUGUCCACUAAAGCUAUGAACCAUAUUGUGAACUGGUUGUAAUUUGAUCAGUUUAAUGGGGAAGAGGAUGACAAUUGUGGGAGGGAAAAAAUUAUCUGCAAUGAACUGUCUUCUAGCUGCAUUGUGAAUUCUUAACACACAUGCAUGACGCAAUCCAUCCUGACAAUCAGUGAUUUUCAAUACACCCCGCCUCUCGUAGGAGUAUCAAAACCCUGUAUCUCAGGAUGGAUGCAAAGAGACUUAACUUCGGCCUUCUUCCUGUUUGUUUUAACGAAUUGUUGGGCAUUAAAUGUGUUUUUCUCAAGCAUGUCAAGCUGGGAAGGAAAUUACAGUGGAACCUCCCUUAGCGGACACCUCUCUAUUAAGGACAACCUCUUUAUUGAGGACACUUGUUUUGGUCCCAAAUUGGUACUUUCCAUUCAAUUUGACCUCUCUAAUCAGGACACCUCUCCAUUAAGGACAGUAUUUAUCAGUCCUGAGGGUGUCCUUUAUAGAGAGGUUCUACUGAAUAUCAAACUAUGUAUAUAGAUAGGCCAGUAAUAUAACUGCUGUGAAUAGUGAAUAUUUUAUAGAUUAAUAUGUCGAUUUUGGGACGUUUUCUUGUAUUGUCUGUGGUGUCACGUACAAUGUACUAUGUCAGUGAGGUCGGUAAGGAGUUGGAUGUGAACCAUUUUGGGGUGGGGGUCAAGGGAAGGUUAUAGACUAAUGUAGCAGUCAAUGCGUUCCCAGUGCCCCCCCCCCCCCCCCCCCCCCGUUCUGGCGAAGGACACUUGGUUGACAUUUUGAUCGCCCAUGGUUCGACAUGUUAUUACCCAGUAUGUCAUUAUGACUGACAGAAAGUCAAUGUAUUCUUUCGAGAAGUCCACGGUAUCACCGAUUCAUCAUCAAGAUUUUCUCAACUGGUCGCCAGAAAUUGUCGGCAGAAAAAUUUAGAGGGGUACAGGCUUCCCAUUGACCGCUGCACAAGUCCUCCUGAAGGUCCUUUUGGUCAAAAGGGAAACUUGGUUGAUUUUCCGAAGAGACGCAGGACCUGUCGAAUAUGAAGUGUCAGAUCCGUUUGAUCAAACGUGUGUUAUUAGUGUUUGUGAAAAUAUAUUUUUGUAUGUGAAUUGAUGUGUAAAAUAUAUCGACCUUUAACCCAUUCGUUGCGGCAGCCAUUUUUUCAGCUGCCUCCGCUUCAUGUGCUGACAGCGGAUACCAGUGAUGAAUAGCACAGCUCACUUUUAUUGGAGCGGUCGAAACUAUUUAAAAAGCGUCGCCAUCUAUACUAUUAGGAUGAAGCAAUCAUGCAGUGCACUUGGCGUGUUUAAUUAGAGAGUGCAAUCACGUGCUGGUAAAUUUGUCUUUUAGAUGGUAUGACGUGGUAUGUACGUCACCCGUAUGAUAUGGGACCAUGUAAUACGUCAACCGCAGCAAAAGGGUUAACAGGAAGUUGGCUGGAAACUUAGUGAAUACAUGUAUGAGUGUUAUGUGCGGGAUUCUCAUAUCCUAUGUAAUAUGUAAAAUUCAUUUGAUGGGAGCAUUACCUGAGAAGGUAGAACAGUCAGUUCUUCGAUUAAUUUCAUGAUGCCUGUAUCUGGGAAAUUGAUUGUCUUGUACCCUUCUUGGGUUACCAAUUAUCACCAAUGUCAAUUCUCUUUCCACUCUAUUUAUGCAUUUCGUGCCAUUAUACUCUUUCAUAUGUAAGGCGAGAUUUUUUUAAUGCCUUGUUUAGCGAACUAAUAUUCCCAAAGAUCUUCAGAGGAGGUCGGAAAAAAAUCAAAAUAGAUUUUUAUUACUUGCCUAACUAUCACUUUUACAAAAUGGGAAAGCCAAAAUAUUUGGGCGGAGGACAAAAUAAAAACAGAAUUUUUUUUUUCUGGAAUAAGAUAUUGUUCUGAAAAGUCUUAAAUGUGUUGAUAUCGUAAUGUUCUGCUUCUUUAGGGGUAUAGUUCAUGCAGAGAUUAUGGUGUAGACGAAGGCGGAAUAAAAAUAAAGAAACAAAUACCAUCUUUUUCAUGAAAUUAGCUGUUUUUUCUGGCGGUGGUAAGAAAAAAAUUAAAAAUUAUUUUUAAUUGAUUGAAAUUGGCACUUUUUCAUGUCAGAGGGUUCGCUAAACAAGACAUAAAAAGUACUUGCCUAAUGCACAGAAUCGUUCAAACUAUGCGGAAUCUUUGAGAGGAGUUUUCUCAAAAUGGAAAAUUCCUGAUUGGUCACCAAUUCGUAAAAACAUCAACGAAUGUAUGGUGUCGUACAUCAUCGUUAUCAAAGCUGCCAAAGACUGUUUGAUUCAGUCAUCCUAAACAGUGUCCACCAGGUUUAAAGUCGGGUACAGAGUCAUCAAAUUAAAAGUUAGUUGCCAUAUACAAAAUGAGUACACCAUAAAACACAUUUUCUGAAAAUUUCAUGACAUUUGGGUGUUAGAAUCAAGGGAGUUGUUGUCUAAAAUCACAAGGCUCCUGUAUUGGGAAGCCCCAUCAUGCCCUCCAGGUCAAAUCCAACAUGGCCGCUGAUUGGCCAUGGUGGCCGCUGGUAAAUAUUGGACAACAACUUGCUAAUCUUGCACACAAAUGUCAUGAAACGUUCAGGAAAUGUGGAAAAUGUCCUGCUUCUUUUGUUUAUGACCAAUAUAUUUUAAUUUUAUGACUUUAAACUUACUUUAAAACCUGGUGGAUGCUGUUUAGGAUGACCCGUUAUAUCUACAUUGUACUAAGAUAUUUUUUUAUUGCACCAUUUGCUUAGAAAAUUGCUGAUUUGCAUACAUGUACCCAGACCGUUGCAGUGACCCCUGGGGAUAAUUGGUCCAAGAAUAAUAUUGCAAUUGGCAGAGAAGCUUAUCCCUUCUCUUGUAACCUACCGAUAAUGGCUCCCAGGAAUUUUCAGUACGCACCUGACAACUUCCAGAAUUUAUCCAAAGUGUGCCUGUACAUAAUACAUGUACUUGUGAUAUACACCCAGUAGCUGAAUAUACAUGUAUGUUAAUGUUAUAGUUAAA
Lineus longissimus is the source of this 10351-nucleotide messenger RNA. RefSeq lists its product as uncharacterized. The transcript has 14 exons. Gene Ontology annotation, molecular function: protein binding. The coding region runs from base 424 to 3777 and encodes 1117 amino acids. Lineage: Eukaryota; Metazoa; Nemertea; Pilidiophora; Heteronemertea; Lineidae. The record is from RefSeq and is a predicted model, not a curated record.